This is a messenger RNA of Mercenaria mercenaria, 6852 nucleotides long. Its product is annotated as AT-rich interactive domain-containing protein 4B-like. NCBI's taxonomy places the organism in Eukaryota, Metazoa, Mollusca, Bivalvia, Venerida, Veneridae. The record is from RefSeq and is a predicted model, not a curated record. Gene Ontology annotation, biological process: regulation of transcription by RNA polymerase II. Bases 157 to 4833 code for a protein of 1558 amino acids. Gene Ontology annotation, molecular function: transcription cis-regulatory region binding. The transcript has 24 exons. Gene Ontology annotation, cellular component: nucleus.
GGUUGUUGUUCAGCUGUAGACGAUUUAUUCAUGGAUUCUCCCAGCCGAAUACUUACUCUGACUUUUUUGAAGUUUUCCAAAUAAGUAUUGGACAGAUCAAGAACCUUUUUACAGGUCUUUAAGAAGAAGAGUAACUCUACAUAUGCUGCGAGUUUAAUGAUGGCUGCAAGCUCUGAGCCACCAUACCUGCCUAUUGGCACUGAUGUCAGUGCCAAGUAUAGAGGAGCAUUUUGUGAGGCCAAAGUAAAGAAGAUUGUCAAAUCUGUGAAAUGUAGGGUGUUUUUGAAAGAAACACAGUCUAGCUUGUUGAUAACAGAUGAAUACAUCACUGGACCUUUGCAGAUGGGUGCAACAGUGGAGGUGAAGCAUCCUGACACAGGACGUGUGAUGGAAGCUACAAUCAAACAAAUGAGUGACUCAAGCAUGUAUACAGUUGUUUUUGAUGAUGCUGAUGAAAGAACUCUUAGAAGGACACAGUUGUGUUUGAAAGGCGACAAACAUUUCAUGGAAAGUGAGACGUUAGAUAACCUGCCCUUGUCCAAUCCAGAACAUUUUGGUACACCAGUGAUUGCCAGAGGAAAAAGAGGUAGAUCUGGUCUUGGAACAGGGAGCAGCCAUGAGGAUAGUGACUCCUCCUCUGAAGAAGAUGACAGUCCUCGGAAAAAGUAUCGUGGGAAAAAUCAGGAAUUAGUGGGCAAAAUAAUGUUUUACGAGACUGGUGACAGAAAGAAGACACAAACAGUACCUGCGCUUGUGGUGUUACCAGAUGCCAAUCCAAUUGAACUGAAAAAUAAGGAUCAUGUUCUUAUCAGAUCCUUCAAGGAUGGGAAGUUUAUGUCAGUUGCAAGGAAGGAACUAAGCAAUUUUGCAAGAGAAACAGUACUGAAAAGUGAAGAUAAAUCUUUAAAGCCAGCAAUGGAGAAGGCCUUAUUAUAUAUAGAUAAUCGUGAGUUGCCGGCGACUUGGAACAAGGAAGAAAUGCUUGGCUCAGAUGAUGAUGAAGGGGAUGAAGAAGAAGAUACAUCAGAUGAUGAUGAGAUUAGUGAAGAAAAGGAUCGCUUUGUUGCCCAGCUCUACAAGUUCUCUGAUGAUAGAGGUACCCCAAUUAAUAAAGGUCCAAGCCUAGGAACAAAGGAUUUGAAUCUCUACAAGCUGUUUAAAGUUGUACAGAAGUAUGGUGGAUAUAAUAGGGUAACCAACCAGAUGAAGUGGAGACUUGUCUAUUCGAAAAUGCAGCUGCCACCUUCAAACACUGCUUCAACACAGAUCAAAAAUGCCUACAAGAAAUACCUUCAUGCUUUUGAAGACUUCUAUCGUAAGUUGGGUAGUUCUAUGGGAACUAUAAGUAGACCUAGCAGAAGCCGUAAUGACUCUGGGAGAAGUAUUCUCAGUUUCCGUGGCAGGGAAGCAGCAAGAACACCAGAUAAGACUGAGAGUGAGAGGGAGAAGGUAUCAGAGGAUACAAAGUCUGAAUUUGACAGUGAUGCAGAGAGUGUCGCAAAAUUAGCAGGUACACCAAAAAGACCAAAGUCUGCUCGCAUGAAAACUGACGUUCUAAAAGAAACUAAAAAGGUUGAGGCAAAAGAAAAGGAAACUAAAGAAGAUAAAAAGAUGGAAAAACAAGAAACAAAGAAGGAUGAUAAGAAAGAAAGUAAGAAAGCUGAGGAAUCACCAAAGAAAACAGUUGCCAAAAAGACAGAAGAGAAAAAGGAAAAUAAACAGCAGGAGGUAGAGAAGAAAGGAGCCAAAAAGAAAGAAGAUGGCAGUGCCAAGGAAAAGAGUGACACAGAAGAAGAGCUCAAAGAUUUACAGAAAAAGAUUGGAAGAAGGAGAUCAAUGAAAACAGAGGAAAAGGCAGAAGAUGAUAAGGAAGAUAGCAAGAAAGACAAAAAGGAAGAACAGAAAGAGAAAGAACAGAAAGACAAAAAGGAUGAUGGAGAGACAGAUAAAAAGAAAGAAGAAGAAAAAACAGAGAAGAAACCAAAAAAGAAGAAAAAUGGGAAAAGUGAAGAGUCCUCAGAUAUGGAGACAGAGUCUGUAGCAGCGUCAGUGAGCAACACAGAUACCAGUAAUCUUCCUGCAGGUGCAAAACUACGUGUUAGAUAUGGUAAAGGCAAAAACACCCGGGAGUAUGAGGCAAAGAUAUUAGAGGUAAGCUCGGACCCAGGACCUGCUCAAUAUCUGGUACAUUACCAGGGAUGGAACACCAGGCAUGACGAGUGGGUGGGGCGUGAUAGGAUCAUGAAAGUGUUGGAGAGACCAGAUAGUAUUAAAAGUAAGAAACCAGUGCAGAAACCAUCACCUAAGCCAGGAAUAAAGGGUCCAAAGAAGAAAUCUUUACUGGACAAGGCUCCAGCCUCACCUUCCAGUGUAAAAUCAGACUCGAGUACGAGCCAGGGACCAGGGAGACCUGCUAACAAGGCUGGGAAAUCUACAUCAUCUGCAUCAUCAUCACCUUCAGUAACUACUAGUGCCAAACCUAGACCAACCAGGUCUAACAGCAUUGAACUCAUUACAGAUGGGCUGCCUGCAAAACGUAGAAAAAGGAAAGUGUCCAGUGUAUAUGAUUCUACAAAUGGUUCAGACAGUGAAGAAAGUGGGAAGUCGGACACAGAAAUGGACACAUCAGAGGUGGACCGAAAAAAUGAGAAAUCCAAGACAGAUUCUCCCAUUAAGUCCUCCAGCAUGCCUUUUAUAGCCUCUGAAAAAUCAGAGGAAGAUAUCACUGAAGAUCUGGACUCCAGUAUUGACAGAAGUCCACCAAAGUUGAUGAAACAAGUAGAUAUAGGUAAAGAAACUGUUGAAACUGAAGAAAAACUAAGUGAAAAAGAGCAGACAAAGGAAGAACCUUUAGCUCCUGUAUUAAAUGUAGUUGAGAUGGAGAAAAAUAAUGAACCAAUUCUGGAGAAAUUAGAAGCUCAGUUGAACUCCACAUGUCCAGAAAAAGUUGAAAAACCAACUGAAAAUAAAGAGAAAGAAACAAAAAAGAAAGAACCAGAAAGAAGAGGUAGAAAACCACUGGUGAAAUCUGUAGUUAAAGUUGAUAAAAAUGUUGAGCCAGAAAUUGUUAAGAAAGAAGAUAAAGAAGAAAUUGUUGUUGAAAAAGAAACAGUUAAAGUCCAAGAGUCUCUGUAUGAUUUUAAAGAUGAACCUGAAAAUGAUACUGAAAUUAAGUUAUGUAGAAAGAAAGCUUUCGAAAGUAAUUCUGUUAAAGAUGAUCAGAAGGACAUUGUAAAACCUGAAAUUGUUAAAGAGGUUAAAAAUGUGUUGCAAGGGUCUGUUGAUGAUUCAGGGAAGGAGUUUGCAGGACAUACUCCUCCUCAUUUGUUAGAUGAAAAAGACACUGCGAAAUCGGACUCAGAGGUGGAACGUAGGGGCAGAAAGAAGAAAAUACUUACUGUCAAAGAAACAGUGAAAGAGUUGAAAACACCAGUACCUACUGUUUCUGUUAACAGUAUAGAGGCAUUAAUUUCAUCAGGGCCUCCAGAAAAGAAACCAUUUAUCACACUUGCAGAGAAGAAGCAAGGAUUCUCUCCAAUGGUGAGGAAAAUACCAGUAGCAGUAGAAAGGCCAGAUAUCGAAAGUGCUAAAUUGUUGUUGCAAGUGUCUGAAGUUGAUAAAAUUGAGAGGAAAGAAGAAGUCAAGAAGAUGCCUGACCUGUUGGUCGUUCACAAAGCUUCUCCUGUGAAAACAGAUAUUGUUCUUGGAAGGAAGGUUGAAACUGGCGAGCAAGAGGAGAUAAAUGGUGAUAUACAACCAAAUGAUGAAGUGAAGGAGGAAGAAAAUGAAGUUCCAAGUGUUAAGAAAAAAGUGAGGAAGAAAACAAAGAAAAAACUUGAAAUGGAAGAGCAGGAAAUGGUUGCUAUAAGAAAAACUUCAAAAAGAGGACCUGGUAGGAGAAGUAAAGAACUUAUCAAUAAGGAAAAAGAUCUUGAAAGUGCUAGUGCUUCAAAAGACAAUUCUGUGGAUAUAGAUCUAAGAUGUGAGGAGCAAAUACGAUCUAGAUCUGCAAGUCCAGAAACAGUUUCGGGAAAAUCAUUUGUUCAGGAAUCCCAAGGGUUUGUGCCACGAAUUGAAACAAUUGACUGCCGAAUUAGUGACAGUCAGGGUUCGGACAGCUUUUCAUUAAAACAUGACAAAACUGAGAAAUCUCAUUCAAUGAACAAAGGUAAUUUGUUUGAAAAUACUCCACCAACCACGCCUGAGCAUGACUCUGAUGACGCUGUUCAACAGCAUGGCCAUAAUGAUCAAAUCAAAACUGCCGGAAAAUUGUCAGAUGAAGGUGGUUCAAAAACAGACUCUAGUCAGGCAGCAGGUAGUGAAUCUCCGGUUGGUAACGCAAGUCCGUCGAAUAGAAGCACAGGCAGCAGUAGUGGUGUGAUCGCAGGUUCAGAAGGCAGCAUUGAUGUUCCAGUGUACUCUACAAAGCGUCGUCGGGAGUCUGAUGAGCCAACACCAACAAAACGUCGAAAACGAGCUUGCAGAGGGAAAUCCACUUCAAGCAGAACAAAGCAGUUAGCUGACAGUGAUAGUGAAGACUUCAGUAAAGGUCGCAGUCCGCAGUACUCGUCCGACAGCUAUCAGAGAACUGCCAGCAGUGCAAAUAGGUCACCAAGACCUCCCAAAUAUAAUUUCAACCUCGAAGAAGGCAAAUAUUUGGAAGGCACAGAUAGAAUAUCAUUCCUUGUUGAUAAAAUCACUGAGAUACGCAAAAUCUACAUGAACCUCAAAUCAGAAGUGGCAUGCAUUGAUAGGCGGAGAAAAAAAUUGAGGAGAAAAGAAAGAGAGAGAGAGGCUCAGAGCUCUUCAGCAGUGGAGGUGGAAUGCUCAUGACCUAGUGCUAAUUCAUCACCAUGGUAACUUCCCCAACAUAACCAUAGCAACAUGACAACACAUUCCUAUCUGACAACACUGUGUGUCAAACUCUUGUAUAAAUAUUGCUUCUCGAGAUUUUAUACCUAUUAUUAGAAAAUUUUAUUCUUACUAAAUAGACUAGAUUGUUAUUGAAAAGAAAGCUGAACUGUUUUCUAGAGCCAUGUGCAAUAUGUUUGAGGUUUUACUAUAUAUUAUUAACAAUUUAAAACUGGCAAUUUUUGCCGUAUAUUUCAAUCUACUAAAAAAACCACUUCUGUGCUGUAAUAGAUAUUUAUGUAUUGUAAGCCAGUACUAGUAAUAAGUGUGGAUUCUAACUAACCAGUAAGGUCUAAAUAAAAAGUGAACAGACUGUUUAGAGCCAUCAUGGUUAAGUGGUUAAGGUUGCCAUGUUUGAACCACUUGCCCCUUAUUGAUGUGUGUUUGGAGCCUUGCUUGGGAUGUUGAAUUGUUCAUGGGAGAAAGUCAUUCAACUGGCUUACAGAAGGUCGAUGGUUCUACCUAAGUGCCUGCUUGUGAUAACAUAAUGCUCAGAAGAGCACCUGGGGUCCUCCCUCGCCAUCAAAAGCUACAAAAGUCGCCAUAUGACUUAAAUUGUUUUGGUUUGACUCAACCCAACAACAACAACAACAAAAAUUGAACUGUCUCUAAAAUUCCUAGGUUCCUACUUUCUUGAAGUUUUUUAAAAUUCCUGAAAAAAAAACCUUGUAAAAAUCAAGCCUGCUCCUAAAAAUAUCCUUAGCUUUUCUAUAAAUUCCUAAAUUUUUAUCAGACAUGAACUCAUGUUAAUUUAUCUCUUAAAUCAUAUACAUGUAAAUUAUAUCUAAAAUGUUUACAAAUAUACAAAAGUUAUGUAAAAAAUUGUAACUGAAAUAUUUUUGAUAUCAUGGUAUAUUGUGCAAAUAAGUAUAAGUGGGCUAUCAUGAAAUACUUAGACAUAGAUGAUGGAAUUCAUUCAAAGUCUGUACUUUGUGAUCAUGCCUUAUACAAGAUACAGAAGAACAUUGUUGGCGCAUAAUUGUUAAAGACAUUUUGUUGGAUAGGAACUGUUUGAAUUGUGAUUUAUAUACAUAAUACAUCAUUUUGUAAAUAGAAGUCUUUGUAUAUAUACAUCUUCCUAUGAUGUUCCUGGAAUUCAUUUUUAUGUUACUGGUUAACCGUUAAUGUAAAGGUUGAGGUGGCCUGUGUAUGCAAAUGAAUGUGUGUAGUAUUUCUUUACCAAAGUGUCAAAUUUAGAAGGUGCGAAACAUACAUUUUGUUGAUUCAGCUAAAGGAAAUAGGUGUGCAUACAGUUUAACCUCUUAGAGUGGACAUACAGUGCAACCUGUCAUGAGUGAACACCUAUUUAUUGGAAGACAAAAAUGUGUUUGUUGUAAAGAAGUUAUUGCUCAGAAAAAGUUAAUUUAUUAAGAAUGAUAUCUUAAUAGGGGAAGAAAAUAGAGGUCUUUGUAGAGAAGUGUUUGCUGUAUAUAGGUGUCCUUAAGAGAGGUUCAGCUGUAUUUAUAGACCACUAGUUAAAUGUCUCUUGAAGUUUAAAGCCGUAAGUUUACUAUAAGGAAGGCAUUUAAGGAAAUUGUAGGAGGUGCCUGUCACCAUGUAAAGAUAUUUACUACACAUAUACUGGACCCAAGGUUAUAAAAUAGUUUGUAGACCAGUCUAAAAUUCAAGCACCUGAUUGUGUGUAUAAGAGCUAGAAUAUUGAAAUUGACCAAUGGCAAAGUUGUAUUCCCAGACUGGUCUUCAACCUUGGUUCCUGUAUGAAUUGAAGUAUCAACCUUAUUUAUGUCUCCAGUGCUAUGUAAAUAUGGCACUAAUUGUAUGUGAUAUUUUUGUGGAUCAAACCAUGAGAAAUUGUAAAAAUGAAUUUAUUUUUCAUUUUAAAUUUUCUUUUUAUAAAGAUGUAAAAAUUCCAGCUGCAUCAUUGACAACAUUGUGAAUAAAUUAUUGAUCAAGAUUUAGAGUAAAAAAUGAUCAGUACAA